AACCGCGGGCCGGCGGGCGCCUCCUCCCUGCAGGGCCUCCCCCGACGAGCGUGAAGCCCCGAGGGCGCGGCGCGGCGGCGCUCGCGUUAGGACCCAGCGGCGCCGGGGCUGGAGGGCGGGCGCCGGCCCGUCGGGGGCCCGGAGGGGGGCUGGGAGCGGGCAGAGGGGCGGCUGCGGCGGGCGGACUCGGAGCGGCGCGGAGUGACCCGGGCAGCUGUCCUCUGACGCCAGCCCAGCCCGCCUCACUGUGUAGCCAUGAGAGCUGCCUGCCUCUUCCUGCUAUUCCUGCCUGGCCUGCUGGCUCAGGGCCAGUACGACCUGGACCCGCUGCCUCCGUUCCCAGACCACGUCCAGUACACCCACUACAGUGACCAGAUCGACAACCCGGACUACUAUGAUUAUCAAGAGGUGACUCCUCGGCCCCCCGAGGAGCAGUUCCAGUUCCAGUCUCAGCAGCAAGUCCAACAGGAAGUCAUCCCAGCCCCCACCUUAGAACCAGGAAAUGCAGAGACGGAGCCCACGGAGCCUGGGCCUCUUGACUGCCGCGAGGAGCAGUACCCGUGCACCCGCCUCUACUCCAUACACAAGCCUUGCAAACAGUGUCUCAACGAGGUCUGCUUCUACAGCCUCCGCCGGGUGUACGUCGUCAACAAGGAGAUCUGUGUGCGCACAGUCUGUGCCCAUGAGGAGCUCCUCCGAGCUGACCUGUGUCGGGACAAGUUCUCCAAAUGUGGCGUGAUGGCCAGCAGCGGCCUGUGCCAAUCUGUGGCGGCCUCCUGUGCUAGGAGCUGUGGGGGCUGCUAGGGUGAAGCUGGCACCCCGAGCCCUGGGCCCCCCUCGGAUCCAGGACCCUCGGCCCUGCCUGACCUGGUGCUUUUCUCCCCAGCCCGACAUUCCUUUUAUUCUGUAAAAAGUUAGUGGACUGUGGCCCUGGGGGUCGUCUCAGGCCCUGCCCCCAGCCUCUGGCCAGCCCUGGGACACAAUGGGGGCUCCCCAGUGCCCAGUCUUCGCCCCCGGGUGGGGGGCAUCCCAGGCCUCUCGGUGGGACCUGGGCCUCUGACGUGCCUUCUCAGUCCUCUGAGGACAGUCCCUGCCCUGUCCCCGAGGUCGGCUAUGCCCCUCACCCCAGCUGGUCUGCUUGGAUUUCCUACAGCCCCCCGGGCAUAGACCACUUUUGUUUUAUACAAAAUUAAAAACAAGUUUUUACAAAAGA
This is a messenger RNA of Equus caballus (horse), 1213 nucleotides long. It is a transcript of the gene MFAP2, whose product is annotated as microfibril associated protein 2. Gene Ontology annotation, biological process: embryonic eye morphogenesis. NCBI's taxonomy places the organism in Eukaryota, Metazoa, Chordata, Mammalia, Perissodactyla, Equidae. The record is from RefSeq and is a predicted model, not a curated record. Gene Ontology annotation, cellular component: microfibril.